Messenger RNA from Hevea brasiliensis (rubber tree), 1099 nucleotides. RefSeq names its product chromatin remodeling protein SHL. Gene Ontology annotation, molecular function: chromatin binding. The record is from RefSeq and is a predicted model, not a curated record. NCBI's taxonomy places the organism in Eukaryota, Viridiplantae, Streptophyta, Magnoliopsida, Malpighiales, Euphorbiaceae. The coding region runs from base 88 to 750 and encodes 220 amino acids. The transcript has 5 exons.
AUUUAAUAAUACAAAAUAAUAUUUAUUUUUCUGUUUCCCUUCUCUCUCUCUUGUGUUGUCAUUUCUAAUCCUGGAGACGCCACUUCCAUGGCCAAGCCAAGGGCACCCAGGCGCACUCUAGACUCUUACACAGUCAAGCACAUCAACAAAACCAUUAAAGCUUCUGACUGCGUCUUGAUGCGACCCUCCGAUCCGUCCAAGCCUUCCUACGUAGCCAGGAUCGAUCGAAUCGAAUCCGACGCUCGUGGUGCCAACGUCAGGGUCCAUGUCCGCUGGUACUACCGCCCGGAGGAGUCGAUCGGUGGCCGCCGCCAGUUUCAUGGCUCUAAAGAGCUGUUCCUUUCUGAUCAUUAUGAUAUACAAAGCGCUGAUACCAUCGAAGGCAAGUGUACGGUUCACAGUUUCAAGAGUUACACUAAGCUAGACGCUGUUGGAAACGAGGACUUCUUCUGUCGUUUUGAGUACAAUUCCUCCACUGGUGCUUUCAAUCCCGAUAGAGUCGCCGUGUAUUGCAAAUGCGAGAUGCCUUAUAACCCUGAUGAUUUAAUGGUUCAAUGUGAAGGCUGCAGUGACUGGUUUCAUCCUGCUUGUAUAGAAAUGACUGUAGAGGAGGCUAAAAGACUUGAUCACUUCUUUUGUGAGAAUUGUUCGUCUGAAGGUCAAAAGAAGCUGCAGAAUUCCCAUUCUACUUCCAGACAACCAGACACAAAGGUGGAAACAAAGAGGCGUAGGAGGGGACAAAGUAAAUAAAAAGAAUAUGUUGAUAUAGAAUGAUAAAGGAGGAACUGGAGUACCAUCUUUUUAACUUGGGUAGGCUUCAAGCAAACACAGAGGCAAUCGGGCAAAGAUAUUUGCUUGACAAGCUGUACUAUUUAUGAGCCAAUGGCAGAGGGAAACUGGUUUGAAAACCUUUGUUAUGUUUAUAUGGUUUGAGGGUUGUCACCUUGUUUUCCUUUGAAAGUCGAGGACGUGUUUGGCUGUUUAUAGUUGUGUUAUGUAGAUCUCUAAUACUUUGGUUUCUUGUUUAUAAUUUAGGUUUAUAACCAAAACUAUUUUAACUUUAUUGAAAAGCAAAUAGAUACAAGGGUCUUUUAAUGCC